ACUUGGGACGCUCCUGUUGAUAGAAACUGGGUUAAAUGUCGGUGUUUGUGCGAAGUCACGGUCCUGACAGGCUCGGUGGGAUUAUAUAACCACACACGGCUCUUUUAGCUGCUUCUGUCGGCUUCCUGCGGCUCACUACUUAAAAACUGUCGAAGUUUUUAGGGACGGAAAAUGGGUGAAAAGGACGAAAAGAGCCCCGAUGGAGUCAAAUAUUACAGACUGUCAGAGAUCGAGGAGCAGAACUCGUUUAGAUCAACGUGGAUCAUCAUAAACAACCAAGUCUACGAUGUCACCAAGUUCCUGGAUGAGCAUCCCGGAGGAGAGGAGGUGCUCAGGGAGCAGGCGGGAGGUGACGCCACAGAGAGCUUCGAGGAUGUCGGACAUUCAACCGACGCCAGAGAGAUGGCCCAUGACAUGAUCAUAGGAGAGCUGCACCCGGAUGACCGGGAAAAAAUCGCCAAACCUGUGGAACCUUUGGCGACCUCUUUGGUUGAGGAGCCCAGCUGGUGGUCUAACUUGAUCAUUCCUGCUCUGGUCGCAGCCAUUGUCACGUUGCUUUACCGCAUCUUCACCCAAGAGAGCGAGUAACAUCAGCCGUCUAGCUGUGAUGUCAUAAACAAGCACUACAGUCAAACAGCCCGACGUCUGAUUGACAGUUGCAGCGACCAAUAGCAGUGAAGACCCUCAGAGGAACAGAAGACUGGCUGCUUUGGGGGUGAAAACAUCUGAUUGGCAGAUGAAAACAUCUGUACAAAGAUCAAUAACUGUGCACUGCUGCUCUCCAGUCAAAGCACUACAUUACCCAUGAUUCAUUUCAUGCUGUUUAACCAACCAAUCACCUGUCAGAAUAUCAAUGAAGUCAUUUAUGUUGAAUUAACAGUGCCAUUUUGAGCUCUGGAUGUUUAUAAUCGUGUAGAUAUGCAGUGGAUAUGUAAUUAUUUGUAUCUUUUAUAACUUUGUAUCUGAAUGUAAAUGAAUAGUUAUGCAAUCAGCAGCUAACAGAGCAUCAAGGCCUGGGCUCAGAUCCUAACUCUGAUUUUGUCCUGAAGAAAAUGUAUGAAGUUUUUAAUGACAUGCUUUGGACCUAUAGGUGCUUUAUUUUGAAAGAAUUUAAAAGAUUCAUGUCAUUUUUGAUUUUUUUUUUUAAUUCCUGUGUUUAAAAGUUUGGUAAAGAUUUGAUUUGUUCA
Messenger RNA from Cheilinus undulatus (humphead wrasse), 1187 nucleotides. It is a transcript of the gene cyb5a, whose product is annotated as cytochrome b5. Gene Ontology annotation, cellular component: intracellular membrane-bounded organelle; membrane. The record is from RefSeq and is a predicted model, not a curated record. Lineage: Eukaryota; Metazoa; Chordata; Actinopteri; Labriformes; Labridae. The coding region runs from base 172 to 588 and encodes 138 amino acids. The transcript is spliced from 5 exons. Gene Ontology annotation, molecular function: heme binding.